AUGGCCGCCGUCACUCUCGUUGGUCCACCUGAGAUUUACUCUCUCAAAUCAAACCCUAAACCCACCCCCACUAACGACAGUUUCAUUGAUCAAAUGGUUGCCAACUUCAAUUCCAUAGGAUCUAACCGCCAGCCACCGACGGGGUUAACCGAGAACAUGUCACCAACGUUUCUCUCAACAGGUAACCCCUGUCUCGACUUUUUCUUCCAUGUUGUCCCCAACACUCCCUCACGCGAAGGCUUUUACGCCGCCACUCUCUGGUUUCACCAACAUCACCCUAAAACCCUAGCUUCUAAUGUUCCUUCCCUCGCUGACUUUGGUUACUUCAAAGAUCUCCCUGAGAUCCUUUACCGUCUUCUACAAGGUACUGCCAAAGACUCUUUGAUGACUGAAGAGAUGGUGCCCAGAGCUAAGGCUGAGAAAGAAGCCGCUCACACUUUGAAGGAGGACAAGAGGAUUGCAUUGGCUAAGAAGCUUCUCCAACGUGUAGAGGAUGUUCAUUAUGCUUAUAGGGUUCGUGAUCGCUUGAGGAAGGAUGUGUUGGUGCCCUUGAGGAAGGUCUUGGAGUUGCCUGAGGUCUUUAUUGGGGCGAAUCAAUGGGGUUUGAUUCCUUACAAUAGGGUUGCUUCUGUGGCCAUGAAGUUUUAUAAGGAGAAGUUUUUGAAGCAUGAUAAGGAGAGGUUUGAGAAGUACUUGGAGGAUGUGAAAGCUGGGAAGACUACUAUUGCAGCGGGUGCUUUGCUUCCCCACGAAAUUAUAGAAUCUUUGGAGGAUGGAGAUGGUGGAGAAGUGGCAGAGCUGCAGUGGAAGAGAAUAGUUGAUGAUUUGCUCAAGAAACGAAAGAUGAGUAAUUGUAUUGCUGUGUGUGAUGUGUCUGGGAGGAAGGUUAUUACUUUCAGUGCCAAGCCUCAGCUUCAUUUGAUUCAGGGGGAUAGUCUCAAGUCCAAAACAGAAUUUGUGAGGAACAUGCAUUGGGGGAUGAACACUGAUUUCCAGAAGGUUUUUGAUCGCAUAUUGGACGUCGCAGUAAAUGGGAAACUCAAGGAGGAACAGAUGAUUAAGAGGAUAUUUGUAUUCAGUGACAUGGAGUUUGAUCAAGCAUCUAAAAACUCUUGGGAGACUGAUUACCAAGCAAUCACUAGGAAGUAUAAAAAGAAAGGGUACGGUUCUUGUGUGCCUCAGAUAGUUUUUUGGAAUCUGAGAGACUCGAAGGCAACCCCGAUGCCAGCCACUCAGAAAGGAGUGGCACUGGUGAGUGGGUUUUCUAAGAAUCUGCUGACGUUGUUCUUGGAUAAUGAAGGUGAUAUAAGCCCAGUAGAAGCCAUGGAAGCUGCCAUUGCUGGCCCUGUGUAUCAGAAACUAGUUGUGCUGGAUUAG
Molecule: messenger RNA, 1377 nt
Organism: Vicia faba (fava bean)
Lineage: Eukaryota; Viridiplantae; Streptophyta; Magnoliopsida; Fabales; Fabaceae
Source: the annotation of a GenBank genome assembly